UAUGCUUCUCCUCCUCUUCCUCCUCCUCCUUUCCACUCCCCCAGGUAUAAGGGCUGGGCCAGGUGAGCCGGCUCCUCCUGUCUCGGUCCCAGAAGCCCUAGCAGGCAGAAGAUGAGCCACUGGUCCCUCAGGGACACGCCAUAGGAGAAAACACCCAGAUACCAAAGAAGUGACCCCCCGUCCCCCCCCACUCACCCAGGUCAUCAUGGGACAAUGUCAUUCUGCAAAUGCUGAGGAUGCCCAGGAGUUCAGCGAUGUGGAACGGGCCAUUGAAACCCUCAUCAAAAACUUUCAUAAGUAUUCAGUAGAGGGGAAGAAGGAGACGCUGACAUCUUCUGAGCUUCGGGAUCUGGUCACCCAGCAGCUGCCCCAUCUUAUGCCGGGCAGCUGUGGGCUGGAUGAGAAAAUCGCCAACUUGGGCAGCUGCAAUGACUCCAAGUUAGAAUUUGGGAGCUUCUGGGAACUAAUUGGAGAAGCAGCCAAGAGUGUGAAGCUAGAGAACAUGAACCAGAGAAAAUGAGCCUCCACCACCACCACUACCCAGAAAUCGUGGGAAGGGGUGCCCCAGAGACUGUGUAAACAUAAAAAUAAAAGUUUCUAGCUUCUUCCCUAGCUCCCCACCCUAUUCCUCUCCCCCCCCCCCAAGGCUUUGUAUAUAUCUUCCUCUCCUACUGGGGCAUUCAUCCCACUGAAUGCUCCAUAGGGCUUUGGAAGGUGAAAUUGGGGUCUCCACACACUAGGAGAUACGGGAAGGGAGCCAAGGUGGAGGGUCAGAUCUUUAGGGACAAUGGUGGCAUGAACUGGAGUGGAGAGGGCAUUCAGAAAGGGACUGGGAACUGAUUAGAUUAAGGGAGGGAUAGGCAUGGGGGCUAGUAGAUUGGAUAUUUGGUGCUAAGUGAGCUUCUGGCCCUCACCCCAUUCUGAAGUAGAACCAUCCAGUCAUCCAGGUCCCUUCCUUUGUCCUCCUUCUUGCUCUCCUCUUCCACCCACAUAUCCUGGGACCCUAGCCUUUCUAGGGUUUUGUCCCUUUAGAAAAGAAAGGGGUGGGCAGAGGGGACAGUGGUUGCGUUGGGACUAGGGAGGGUAUGAUUUUGAGGGUGAAGGGGCUUGGUGCUUUGGACAUUUGUGGAAUGAUGGUCAUUUUGUAUCAUUUGAUUUAAUAAAAAAAAGAA
Trichosurus vulpecula (common brushtail) is the source of this 1172-nucleotide messenger RNA. RefSeq names its product S100 calcium binding protein A14 (gene S100A14). Bases 206 to 520 code for a protein of 104 amino acids. The transcript is spliced from 4 exons. The record is from RefSeq and is a predicted model, not a curated record. Gene Ontology annotation, molecular function: chemokine receptor binding. Lineage: Eukaryota; Metazoa; Chordata; Mammalia; Diprotodontia; Phalangeridae. Gene Ontology annotation, cellular component: perinuclear region of cytoplasm. Gene Ontology annotation, biological process: toll-like receptor 4 signaling pathway; response to lipopolysaccharide; positive regulation of granulocyte chemotaxis.